AUCUCAAUUUUCAACCAUGAAUUUAAAGAAUCUACUAACUUCUUUUAUUUUCUGUUCUUCUUCUUCUUCUACUACUAUAAAACUGUUACAAGUCUGUGUUUUCUUAACCACCAUAACUCUCCCUUCAUAUUACUUUCACCAUUAAUUCAAACUCCUUCAAAGAUUGUUGCAGGGAAUUAGGAACUGAUCAAACGAAGGAAGCUUUUGUUUGAAUAUUAAUUGACAGUUUUGCCCUCCAAUCAAGGGGUCAUGGCUCAUAAAGAUGAUGGACAUCCAUGUGGGAUCUCCAUUUUCUUUAAAGAUGCUAGGUUAGCAUUAAAAAUGGAUGAUCUUGGUGUGGAAAUAGCAAAAAUAGCAUUACCAGCAGCACUUGCUUUGACAGCUGAUCCUAUUGCCUCUCUUGUUGACACAGCCUUCAUCGGUCAAAUCGGUGCAAUCGAACUAGCUGCCGUUGGAGUUUCGAUAGCGGUAUUCAACCAAGUAUCAAGAAUCGUGAUUUUUCCCCUAGUAAGCAUUACAACUUCGUUUGUGGCCGAGGAGGACGCGGUCUCAAACUUGAGUAACGAAAACUUAGAAAUGCACGAACAAACGGAAAACAAAAUGUUGCUCCAACAGGAACACAAGAUGACCGAGUCACCCGAUACAGAGUCGCUUGUUACAAGCCACAAGAAGAAGCGGAUAGCGUCCGCUUCUUCUACUCUAAUCAUCGGGAGUGUGUUGGGGUUCUUGCAAGCCGCGUUUUUAAUCAUUGGAGCAAAACCCGUGUUGGGUUUUAUGGGGAUCAAAUCCGACUCUCCGAUGUUACAUCCCGCACAACAAUACCUAAAGUUAAGAUCGCUUGGAGCUCCAGCCGUUCUACUUUCAUUGGCGAUGCAAGGAGUCUUUCGUGGUUUUAAAGACACAAAAACUCCUUUGUACGCCACUGUGGCAGGAGACGUGACAAAUAUUAUUCUAGACCCAAUUUUUAUGUUUGUUUUUGGUCUUGGGGUUAGUGGUGCAGCCAUUGCUCAUGUUAUGUCUCAGUACUUGAUUUCUGUAAUACUAUUUUGGAAAUUAAUAGAAAAGAUCGAUUUCGUAUCACCUACAUCUAAACAUCUUCAAUUCGGUCGAUUUCUCAAGAAUGGCUUUCUGCUAUUGAUGAGAGUUAUGGCUGUAACAUUUUGUGUAACAUUGGCUGCAUCAAUGGCUGCAAGACAAGGGUCAACCACAAUGGCUGCAUUUCAAGUUUGCUUGCAAGUUUGGCUAGCAACGUCACUUUUAGCCGACGGUUUAGCUGUCGCUGGUCAGGCUAUACUUGCAAGUGCGUUUGCUAACACGGAUUAUGAGAAGGUCACCGCAACUGCUUCAAGAGUUUUGCAGCUGGGUCUGGUUCUUGGGGUCGUAUUGGCGGUUUUCUUAGGGGUCGGGUUACACUUUGGGGCAAGACUGUUUACAAAAGAUGUUGGGGUUCUACAUCUCAUUAGCAUCGGCAUACCGUUUGUAGCAGCAACUCAACCCAUCAAUGCGUUGGCCUUUGUUUUUGAUGGUGUGAACUUUGGAGCAUCUGAUUUUGCAUAUGCAGCAUAUUCUAUGGUUUUGGUUGCUAUGGUUAGCAUUCUAUCGCUAUUCAUCGCCUCUAGCCAUGGAUUUGUCGGACUAUGGGUUGCUCUUACUUUCUACAUGAGUUUGAGAGCAUUUGCAGGAUUUUGGAGGAUAGGGACAAGAACCGGACCGUGGUGCUUUCUAAAGGGUACAUCAUAGAUUCGCUAGACGACACAGAUAUUUCAUACUUUCAUAGCAUUAUCCAUCCCUAAACAAGUUUGGACAUCUUAGUAGUGUCUACUACAUUUUCAUGGUACAUGUGUAUACUAGUACAUCUGUAUACUAGUUGCGGUUCUUUGGUUCUUGGAGCCGUUUUGUGAAUUCUGUAUGUAGUUAAAGACAAUACAAUACAAGAUUUGAAACGUAUGCAAGUGUAUGUAUAUUACAUGCAUGAAGUGUAAACAACUUUGAUGUAAAACAACCAAAAAUGAAAUGACAAAGAGGGGUAAAACGUCUCUUAAUAUCAUCGAAAA
This is a messenger RNA of Helianthus annuus (common sunflower), 2054 nucleotides long. RefSeq names its product protein DETOXIFICATION 42. Gene Ontology annotation, cellular component: membrane. Gene Ontology annotation, molecular function: antiporter activity; xenobiotic transmembrane transporter activity. The transcript has 14 exons. The record is from RefSeq and is a predicted model, not a curated record. Gene Ontology annotation, biological process: transmembrane transport. NCBI's taxonomy places the organism in Eukaryota, Viridiplantae, Streptophyta, Magnoliopsida, Asterales, Asteraceae. The coding region runs from base 250 to 1740 and encodes 496 amino acids.